AUGAGACUGUAAUUGCAGCUUGUGAUCAAGACAACACUACAGCAGCUGAAAGAAAUAAAACAACGCUCAUUGUUGAUGCACUAAAUUUACAGCCAUUUGCAAUAGUGGAUAAUGAGGGUAAUGAAGAAACUGCACUUGCAAAUGAAAAAGUUAUUUGUAGACUCAUUUCAAAGAAUAAACCAAUAAUACCAGUAUUCAAUCAAAACGACCAUAUGAAGAUACUCGUAAUACUAUGUGUAUUAAAUGCACUCCAGAAGUCAACGACGAUCUUCGCUACUUAUUUGGGAUUUCUCCUUAUGCAAAAUUACUACAACAACGCCAAUAUGUUCCGUUAACUGACGAAAUUUGUAAACUUAUGAAUAUGGAUCUGGAACUUCAUCCCCAAGUGAUUUUCUUUACAGUUGUAAUAUUGUCUGGAGCCAUCACUGUUAAUACAAAUAAUAAUAAAGCAAUAAUGUUAAACACGGCUGAGGUAUAUGGUAGGACUAAAUCAAUAGAUCACCAUCGUGAACCGUAUGGAAAAUUAAAGGAUGGUGUUCAAUCCACAUCUUUACCACCACCCAUCAAGACUAUGCAUCAAGAUGUGUGGCCAAAUGUAUUAAAAAGACAAGAUGGUAGCAAGCUGAUAAUUGGUACUCAGGUAUCAAACGUAUUCGCUAUGGGAAAUUUCCUAUAGUGAUUAGUAACAUCUAGUAUUCGUAUAG
Messenger RNA from Rhizopus microsporus ATCC 52813, 704 nucleotides. RefSeq lists its product as uncharacterized. The record is from RefSeq and is a predicted model, not a curated record. Bases 233 to 676 code for a protein of 147 amino acids. The transcript has a single exon. Lineage: Eukaryota; Fungi; Mucoromycota; Mucoromycetes; Mucorales; Rhizopodaceae.